AUGCGUUGCAAGAUCUUGGUUAUGGUUUUCGUAUUGAGCGUCAUUCUUCAGAGCUUCAGAGCUUCAGUGAGCUCAGAGGUAAUCAAGAAAUGCGACAAUCGCCAUAAGCCAGGAAACUGCAAGCCCUGCAAAAUAAAUCACAAGUCGAGCAGUAUUGCCUCGAAGGCGGCUACGGAGGCCAAAAGCGCCAAGGAUGCGCAACCGAGUGCCGGGGAGAAGGCCGGAAACAGGGAUAAGACACAGCUGGCUGAUAAGGCGAUGGCUGCAGCGAAGGCUGCCGAAACGGAACUCGCUGGCAAAAAGCAGCUUGUGCAGGCUCUCCAGAACAGUCUUGGCAACAUCAAGCAGGUCAUCAAGGAAAUUGAGAAGGCUACUGCCAGCAGUUCUUCUGUAGCUACAAUGGUCAGGCGGAUUCAAAACACCAACAAGAAAAACUACGCUAUGCUGAAAUCUCUGUACGAGGAGGUCCAAGAAAAUCUAGCGAAAAUUUGCACCGUGGCAGAAAAUGCGCAACGGGAGGCGAUGGAGAAGCGCAAACUGCUUCAAACUGCCAAGCGCCGGGUGCACUACCUGAAGAAGUGUAUGAAAGAGGUCCUGGCUGAUCUCGAAGCUACCAGGGCAAGCGCCAAGAAGGCAAACUCUGCCGCCAAACAGGCGCAACAGCGAAUCGAUACGAUGGAAGAGGCAGGUGACAGGCUGAGGACUCUGAAAAGGAGAGAUCUGCAAUCCCUGAGGCGAAAAGGGGGAUUUAAGAACUAG
Molecule: messenger RNA, 759 nt
Organism: Drosophila miranda
Lineage: Eukaryota; Metazoa; Arthropoda; Insecta; Diptera; Drosophilidae
Exons: 1
Coding region: 1-759 (252 amino acids)
Source: RefSeq, a predicted model, not a curated record